Messenger RNA from Merops nubicus (carmine bee-eater), 1027 nucleotides. RefSeq names its product zinc finger protein 512B (gene ZNF512B). The record is from RefSeq and is a predicted model, not a curated record. Lineage: Eukaryota; Metazoa; Chordata; Aves; Coraciiformes; Meropidae.
AUGGCGGAUUCCUGUACCUGUAAAGGGGGAAGGAAGGCUGCAGGUUCUCACAGACCCCCUGCCAGCAAAGAGAGGAGCGAGACGAGGAUCCACCCGCCGGCAGAGCUGCCCAAGCUGGGAAAUGCAACCAGUGACAAAACAGAAGGCAGGAAGAAAGGACGACCCAAGGCUGAGAACCAGGCACUGAAGGACAUCCCUCUCCCCCUGAUGAACCAGUGGAAGGACGAAUUCAAAGCCCACUCCAGGGUGAAAUGUCCCAAUUCAGGCUGCUGGCUGGAGUUCCCCAGCAUCUAUGGCUUGAAGUACCACUACCAGCGCUGCCAGGGGGGUGCCAUCUCAGAGAAGCUGACGUACUCCUGCUCGUACUGCGAAGCUGCCUUCACCUCCAAAACCCAGCUAGAAAAGCAUCGGCUCUGGAAUCACCUGGACAGGCCAGUGCCAGCCAGCAAAGCAGAGAACAAAGUGCCCAAGGCCGUGGGGAAGAGCAGCAGCAAGAAAAGAGCUGCUGAGAGUUCAGCUUGCCCCACCAUCCAUCCCAAACAGGCAAAGACGGAGAAGGGCGUGGGCCAGGACCCCCCAGAGAACGGGGAGUGCCCGGCGGAGAGCCGCCACCCGAGGGAGUUCCAGAUCGCCGCCGACCAGGCCGUGGCGGCCUCCACUGCCAGGUCCUCCAGUGGCAAGGAUGCCGUGCAGCACGGGGGCAGCCAGGCCUCCCUGCAGGAGGAAGACCCCGAGAGGAUGAAGCACAGAAGGAAACAGAAAACUCCUAAGAAAUUUACGGGGGAGCAGCCGUCCAUCUCGGGGACGUUUGGACUGAAAGGUCUUGUCAAAGCAGAGGACAAGGCGAAAGCCCAUCGAGCCAAGAAGCUGGAGGGGAACAUCAACACAGAGGAGCUGAAAAAGAAACCUCCAGGAGCUGGUGUGAAGAAGGAAACAGCUGCACACCUACCAGCAGCCUGCACAGGCCCCACCUCCACCUGCAUCGAGGGCUCCCCGCAGCCCCCCUGGCCCAAUGGGCUGCUGCUGG